Messenger RNA from Ixodes scapularis (black-legged tick), 1521 nucleotides. Its product is annotated as GTP-binding protein Rhes. Gene Ontology annotation, molecular function: GTP binding; GTPase activity. Lineage: Eukaryota; Metazoa; Arthropoda; Arachnida; Ixodida; Ixodidae. The record is from RefSeq and is a predicted model, not a curated record. Bases 433 to 1128 code for a protein of 231 amino acids. The transcript has 2 exons.
AUAUUGAAGCCGGCAUCCACGGGAGCAAACCUUCCGGCAACCCGCGUGAAAAAGCAAAAAAACGUUUCCAAGGAACGAUCCGAACACCUGUUUCGUUUUGAGACGCGUCACUCCUGUCGGCCUGCGAGAAGCGCCAGCGGUUUCUUAACGCAACCUGCGCACUUGUCGAGGUGUUAUUCAACGAGACCUUAUCGCCAAGCUACUUUCAUGGAUACCUGCUGGAGCAGCUAGCCCCACCGGAACUCUAUUUGGCUGUGGCAAUUUCAUUUGGACCAUUCUCCCGCCGCAUCAUCCUCACCGUGAACACCGUUUCUAAGGUCAUCACAAAAACUACCAGCUAGUGCAAGUCAUUUCUGCAGGCUAAAACAAGCUUCCACCAAAUACCGGGGACUCCAGCUCAAGGCAAAUUAAAGAUCAAGCCAAGCCAGCACCAUGCCUAGCUUGAACAGAAUUCGCCUUCCAACGGGCCCACCGCCAAACUCUGAAAAACAAACAAAAGCCGUGCGGAUUGCCGUCAUGGGCGCUUCCCGCGUUGGCAAGUCGACGCUCAUCCACCAGUUCCUGUACGACCGCGUUCCAGGACAGUACAACGCGACUGUAGAAGAACUGCAUCGACGGGACUAUGGCGCCGCAACCGGUGGCCGCCAGAACCUUACUCUCGAGCUCCUAGACACCAGCGGUACCUUCCAGUUCCCGGCCAUGCGGAGUCUGGCCAUGACCACAGCGCAGGCGUUCCUUCUGGUAUUUGCCAUCGACGAUUCGGAAUCCUUCGAGGAAGUCCGACGCCUCCGCAACGACAUCCUCGACGUCAGGGCUGCGCGCAAGAAAGCGGCACCACCGGUCGUCGUGGUGGGUAACAAGGCUGACCUCGCGCAUCGACGAGCUAUCGGCUACGAAGUCGCCGAAACCGUAGCGACGAUCGACUGGGAACAUGGCUACGUGGAGUGUUCCGCCCUCGAAGGCCUCAACGUACUUCAGGUGUUCCAGGAGGUCCUCGCUCAGAGUAAGAUGCCGCAGGCCUUAUGUACAUCCUCCCGAAGACGUCAGUCGUGUCCAGCCCAGGUCAACACGGGAAAGAGAUUUUUGUAUUCUGGAUCCGCCAAGAGACACAGUUGCAUCAUCUCAUGAAGUUCUGCGCAUCCUCAUCAAACAACCACCGCCGCGGUCAUCAAAUGUGGCUCCACCCGAUCAAAGGAAUCUUCGCACCCUUCCUGUUAUGCACUGUGGUCCCGACGAAUAUGGGUGUGACAUCAAAGACAAUAUGCCACCAAGGUGUUCAGAUCACGCACAUUCCAUGUAAUACACUGCAAUAUUCUUAUGUCUAUCUAACAGCACCCACAUCGAUUUCAAUGCUGUGAACUGCACGGCUCACAAUGCCUCCUUUCUCGUAUAUAUCUAUUUUGCUUUCACUUGGACCUAUGGCGAGAAAGCGUGAGCAGUGUAUUGUUCUGAUUUGCCUGCGCCACAGUACAACAGUAGCCGUAGUCUUCUAAUGACCGGCCAAUAAAUAUGAAGAAUAUA